UGAAAAUUUAAUUUUCUUGUACUUCAUCUAUAUUUUAUUUAUAGCAAAUAAAGUAUUUAUAAUUCAUGUAUACCACGAACAUAGAUUGACGUUGUCGUGUGUAAUAAAAUAAUGCAUAAGUGUAUAAUAUUUAUAUCAAAAGAUUUAAUCAACGUGGUCGUAUUCAUGAUAAUUGUAAAACUGUAAUUUAAUCAGUUUAAAGGGUUUUAAUCGGUUAAAGUUCCCAUUAUCACACGACACAUUGAUACCGCAUAUGGAACUUUGUGUGAUUUUAGAUGGACAAUUUUAAAAUGUAUAUAUUCGUGGAGGACAAGAACGACUACGUUGGUUCGACCAUCAAAAGAUUUAAAAUUUAAACCCGCGCCGAGCCCGAAGGUAUCUGAACAUAUGUCGAGAUUCCGGAGUCGCGUAGUGGACGCGAAUGAAUUAUGCAUCCUACUCGCUAAAUUUGCUUUCCUCUGUUUUAAACUAACGAUUUUCUGCUGCGGGCGACUUUUAACUAUUUAGUAAUUUAACUAAUUUGAAAAGAAGGAAAGACAAAAUAAUAAUUUCAAUAAUUUAUCAAUAUAAAGUACAUUUUUUAGAAUAAUGUAAAAUAAAUGUAAACGUAAAAUAAAAUCAAAUUUAACACCGUUAAAUUUAAUAUAAAAUAGAUGAAAAUUUGAGCGUACCAUAAAAACAGAGACGGAAAUAAUACAGUAAAUUUUCACAAUGUGAACUAGGUUACCGCGAUAAUACAUUUAUCAAAUACCAUAUAUUAAUACUAAGAGGAUUUGUAUAUAUUACAAAGUUCAUCAUCAUCGUGCAACUUGCAGAACGUGGAAUUCGUAUUAUUUUUCAAAAUAUUAAAGUCCCAUAUUUUCACGUUAGAUACAUAUUGGACAUCAUUUUAAUGGUAUUAUUACCGCGUAAAAGAAAGUAUAAUAUUUCUUUUGUAUUAGAGUCAGCAAUUUUAUUUCAGGACAGUGAACGUUUACGAGGAUCCUCAAACGCUGGCGAGAUCAGUGAACAAUAUUUCUUGGUCGCCAGACUCUGGUAGUAAAAUGGUGGUCUCGUACUGCUCCUUUGGAAUCAAGCCAGAUUAUAACAACAUUGCGUACAUCUGGCAGAUUGGUAGGUGGAAAGAGCGUGCAAGAGCCUUAACAGCAUUUAGACGGUGCACUUGAUUACGGUUGCACAACGUUCGCUCUUAAUCCGCAUUAACGUUUUUAGUAACGACGAGUUUUUUAUACGGCAUGCAAAUAGCUUCGAUAAAUAACAAUCUCAAUCGUUUUAAUCAAUCGUUUUAAGAGAAUACAUGCGUUGCUUUUAUUCUUUUCUACAAUUAUCUAAUUGUUCGUAAUAAAACAUUUUAAAUUUUGAAAGUAACGAAACGUCAGAAAUUUUUAUUAUUUGUUGACGUUAAAUAAAUCUUUUAAUAAAAGAUAUAUAAAAAUAUCUGCCAAUAUAACUCUGUUAUAAUAGAAAUAAAUUAUAUGUACGGUAUAUUAUUAAAUUAUAGUAGAAAUUGUUAGAUAUAUCACAUAAUUUGUAAGUAAAACAGACAUUUUCUUUCAUUUCAUUUUGAACAUAAAGUUAGAUUACAAAGUCCUACGUGGAAUUCCAUUUUAGCGAUGAGAUAUACGAUGCAAAUUCUCACUACACAAUAUCUAUUCGAUACUCGAUAAAAUGUUGAUCGAUCAAGUUGUAAUGCAUUACUAUUGAUUAAAAAUGCAAUGUUUCUACAUCAGCAACUGCAAUCAUCUUAUUUCUAUAACGAAUGAAACGCUAGCCAAACAAUGCACGCGAAUAAAUCGGAUACAAAAACCCAACGAUAUUGCAUUUCUCGCGUAUCGGAAAUGGAAUGUGUAGCCAUACACUUCAUUCAACGCAUGUAUUUUUUAACGGUACGUCUCUAAUGGCUUGAAAUCGGAUUUCACGAGCGCAACUUUUUAAUCUUUUAAAAAUAACACACUGUUUUUCUAUGCGUUCGUACUCGUACGGUCGACGACCGUAACGUCGUGAAACUGGUCCCAAACAUUCGGAAAACAUCACGGCAGACAAUCCUAAUAAGCCGUGGAUGGCACUGGAGGCUCCGUCUGCCACGGUGGUCAGCGAGUUUAAUCCCCGGGAUCCUUCCAUACUUGCCAGCGGCUUGGUGUCAGGCCAAGUUUGCAGCUGGGACGUCAGGACUGGCACCUCUCCGGUUCAAAUGUCUCAUCGUCAAUUCAGUCAUUGGGAUUGCACGACGGUGGUGAAGUGGAUCGCCACGAAAAGUAAUACAGAGUUUUUCUCGGGUUCCUCGGACGGCCGUGCCAUGUGGUGGGACACCAGGAAGUUGCGACAACCCACUGAAAUUCUCGUGUUCGAUUUUGAAACGCCAAAUGAGCCGAGGAUGGACCGUGCGACCGGAAUCAUGUCGGGUGAUUAUGAACCGAGCGUAGGCACGAAAUUCAUGUUCGGUUUUGAGAAUGGCAUGGUGAUCAGUGGUUCGAGAAAAGCGAGAACGCCGGCCGACAAAAUGGCCUUGAGAUUCAAUGCUCAUUACAGCCCAGUUUUUUCCGUCGAUCGCAGUGGUUUCAAUCCAAAGAUUUUUAUGACUAUCGGCGACUGUACGGCUCGUUUUUGGGCAGAAGACACUAGAGACAGCAGUCUCGUAGCGACAAGAUUUAUACCAGAGGGCGCAAUCUGUGGUUGCUGGAACAAAACAAGGCACUCUGUAUUUUAUGUAGCGACGCGUAUCGGUGUGUUGACUAUAUGGGACCUUCUGGAGGGCCUGCAAGAACCAAUCUUGGCAGUGAAACUAUGCGAGCAAAAAUUAACUGCGGUCGCGUCACACGAGAUGGGUUCUUUAGUGGCCGUCGGAAAUUCUGCCGGUUAUGUUUAUCUUGUUGAAUUGACGAAGGCAUUAUAUACGUUUGAUAAAAAUGAUAGAAUCGAUUUAACGUCAUACCUGGAUAGAUGUUCGCGUUUCGCAAAGGCAAUAGACACGAAAAUGAAAGAAAUAAAAUUAACAAGAACUGCAGAGGAACCGCCGUCAGAAGUUUCGUUAGCAGAUCUGAGAGAUAAAAAGAAGGAUAAACGAUUAAUGAAUGAUCGUAACAAACGAAAAAUCGACAAAGAAAGGCUAAAAGAGACACGAGAGAAAUCUAAAAUUAUAUCCAAGAAAAAACUUAAAGAAGAAUCUCCCGAACUGCAAGAAGUAGAAGACAAAUUUUUUGAGAUUGUAAAAAGGGAAAAACAGCAAUAUGAAGAACUCGAGGAUUUAGAUAUCUCAUCUUCGAAAAUAAGUCGCUUCACGAAAAAAUUCACGGGUCGAAAAAUCGAAAAGGAUUCACAUUUACCGAUAGAUGAAGCGACAGAGCUCGAGAAAAUGCCACCCAAGAAAAUAUUCAAAGUGCGAGAAAAAUAUCCAAAGAAAACCGAGACCGUCGAAAUUUCCAAGGCGGAAAUAGCGCAAGACGUUGAACAGGAGAAGGCAAUGGCGGAAGAGCCCUUGCCUUUGUUGGCAGAAGAGCCCUUGCCUCCGUUGGUGGAAGCGAUUGUAGAAUCUCCUCUGCAGGAAAUUAGCAAGAGAAAGCGCAGAAAGAAGGCGCGGAAGAAGCGAUUGCGACCCGUCAUUUUCAGAUUGGCGAGACCGUGUAAAGUUGUUGUUUGCAAACCUAAUAUUUGCUGCCGCAGAACUACCUCUAGAAAAUUAAUUAGACCUACAGAUCGAACAGUCAAAGAUCGUGAGAAAUGGAGCGAGGUCGACGAGAGAACGAGAUCGAAGGAUGACAUCAGAACGAGAUCGUCAAUCAAGGACAAAAUGAAACGGAAGGAAAGAGAAUGCUGGACGAAGCUCCUGCGCGUUUAUAAGCGCAGAGAGUUAACUAGGGAGUACAGCGGGGAAGAAAAAAUUCGUUUCUUUCAGAAAAUAAUGGCACCUCCUGAGGAAUUCGCCAGCAUGACAGAAGAUGUGAGAAAAGCUAAAAAGGAAAUCCAAGAAGCUAACAUGGCAAGGACAAAAGCAAGGGAACUCACCAAGAAAACUCUGAAAAGCAGAGCUAUGGCUGCGGAAAAAUCCCGAGACACCUCAAGAGGAUCGGAAGGAGGUGAGGAGAAACGUGUUAAGGAGGUCACAAGCAGGACGAGGAGGAUUCUUACGGCGCGGAUGGGAAAGAAGAUGCGUACGGUUGUCAUGACAGAUCGUUGCAUUCCUUGGGAACCACCCUCCCUUGCGAAGGAUCUGCAGACACUUUUCGUAGGUUUUCUGCCGGAAUCGAUCGACAAAGAGACGAAACCCGACGUGGCUUAGGCGGAGGAGAUCGAAGCCACUCGCGUUAGAGUUUAUCUACGGAUUUCCGACUUCCAAUCCAUCGCGUAAUGUUGCGUUAUCCAAAGCGUUCCUAGCUUUCCCUCAUGUUAGUGUUACAAGACUAACUUCAAAAAUUUUUCUUUCUUUAUUGAGAGAGAAAGAGAAUAUGAAUAUUUAUUUUUUUUUACGUGAUUUUUAAUAAUAUUUAUUGUAUUUUGCACACGUAAUUAUAAUUAGAAUUAGUUAAGAAUUCCAAAUAAAUAUCCAAUAUAAUUCUUGAUGAAUAUAAAAUAACUUGAUGAAUAUCAAAUAAUUAUAUUAAAUCAACAACGGCCUAGUGAAUUUAUUAUUAUAGUUAUUUCUUCUUGGCAAUAAAUAUACUUAUGUGUGCAUUGUAUUA
Messenger RNA from Monomorium pharaonis (pharaoh ant), 4676 nucleotides. RefSeq names its product dynein intermediate chain 3, ciliary. NCBI's taxonomy places the organism in Eukaryota, Metazoa, Arthropoda, Insecta, Hymenoptera, Formicidae. Gene Ontology annotation, biological process: outer dynein arm assembly; cilium movement. The transcript has 7 exons. The record is from RefSeq and is a predicted model, not a curated record. Bases 2060 to 4276 code for a protein of 738 amino acids. Gene Ontology annotation, molecular function: dynein light chain binding; dynein heavy chain binding. Gene Ontology annotation, cellular component: outer dynein arm.